Messenger RNA from Ochotona curzoniae (black-lipped pika), 1475 nucleotides. It is a transcript of the gene ARL14EP, whose product is annotated as ADP ribosylation factor like GTPase 14 effector protein. The record is from RefSeq and is a predicted model, not a curated record. The coding region runs from base 316 to 1125 and encodes 269 amino acids. Gene Ontology annotation, cellular component: intracellular membrane-bounded organelle. The transcript has 7 exons. NCBI's taxonomy places the organism in Eukaryota, Metazoa, Chordata, Mammalia, Lagomorpha, Ochotonidae.
GCGGAAGCGAGCGGCGCCGCGAGCGGCCGAGUGUAGACGCAGGCGGUUCCUUAACCGGCGCGGAAGAGAGCUGGAGGUUCUCAUUCUGGAAAUCCUGGGGCUGGUACUGAGAUUUUACAUUCUACCAGGUUCCCAGCUGAUGCCAGUUCUGGUUCCUGGGCAGUGAAGAUCAGAACUGACAGUAAAAAAUAAUUCUGCCCAACACUGACAUGUGAGAGCGUGUUGCCUAGUGAAUCGUACAAGGGGUGAUCAGCGUAUGACCUGCUAAGGAGAGGUUCUAGACAAAAUAGAACUUGGAAAUUUGCUAAAUCAAGAAUGAUGGAUCCGUGUUCAGUUGGAGUCCAGCUUCGUACGACAAAUGAGUGCCAUAAAACCUAUUAUACUCGUCACACGGGUUUCAAGACUUUGCAGGAAUUGUCAUCAAAUGAUAUGCUUUUGCUUCAACUUAGAACUGGAAUGACGCUUUCCGGGAACAAUACAAUUUGCUUUCAUCAUGUAAAAAUUUACAUUGACAGGUUUGAGGAUUUGCAGAAGUCAUGUUGUGACCCAUUUAACAUACAUAAAAAACUAGCCAAAAAGAAUCUGCAUGUGAUCGAUUUAGAUGAUGCCACUUUUCUGAGCGCAAAAUUUGGAAGACAGCUUGUACCUGGAUGGAAAUUGUGUCCAAAAUGUACUCAGAUAAUCAACGGGAGUGUAGAUGUUGAUGCUGAAGAUCGUCAGAGAAGAAAACCUGAAUCAGAUGGAAGAACUGCAAAAGCUUUGAGGUCAUUACAGUUCACGAACCCAGGAAAGCAAACAGAAUUUGCCCCAGAAACGGGUAAAAGAGAAAAAAGAAGACUUACCAAAAAUGCAUCUGCUGGUUCAGAUAGACAGGUGAUACCGGCGAAGAGUAAGGUCUAUGAUAGUCAAGGCCUCCUGAUUUUCAGCGGCAUGGACCUCUGCGACUGCCUUGAUGAGGACUGCUUGGGAUGUUUCUAUGCUUGUCCUGCCUGUGGUUCUACCAAAUGCGGAGCCGAGUGCCGCUGUGACCGCAAGUGGCUAUAUGAGCAAAUUGAAAUCGAAGGGGGAGAAAUAAUUCAUAACAAGCAUGCUGGGGAUCUUCUCAAUUGGAAGAAUGGAACAUAAGUACAAACGUUACAUGGUCAGAUGUGGGCAUUGGGGUUGGAAAUCUGCCACCUGCAACACUGGCAUUCUUUAUGGAUGCCAACUGAAUUCUCAGCUUCUUCACCUUCGAUACAACUCCUUGCCGAUGGUCCAGGAGAAGCAGUGAAGAUGGUCCAAACACCGGAGCUCAUGCAGUCAUGUUGGAAUCCUACAAGAUUCUGGCUUUGGUUUAGGCCUGGCCCAACACUGGCCAUUCCAGCCAUCUGUUGAGUGAACUUGUGGAUGGAAGAUCUCUCUCACUCUCUACCUUUCUCUCUCCCUCCCUCUCUAUAACUCUGCCUUUCAAGUGAAUAAAAUAAAUCAUUCACAAA